ACUUUAUGAAUUACUAUGUCCAGUAGCCGCCUGUUCUUGUAGGAGCCUGAAGGUGUUACGCACUGGCGCGCAAUGCUCUCUGCAUACACAUACCGCACCUUACAUUCACUCCCAAGCAUAAGUCGUUCGCAGUUCCCUGCAAUUGCUAGGACAGCGAUGAGAGGGAUGUCGUCAAGCGAACCACGACGAGACCCUUUUCGUCCAGCAAAGCGUGUUGCGGGGCAGAGACAAGAUGUCUGGUCCAUUGUCAAUGAAGCUGCGGCUGCGUCACCAGUUCAACCCAUUGUAAAUAUGGGCCAAGGGUUUUUUGGUUAUAAUCCCCCCAAGUUUGUCAUCGAUGCAGCAAAGGAUGCCCUAGAUAGGGUCGAGUGCAACCAAUAUGCGCCCACAAAGGGUUCUCCCCGGCUCAGGAAAGCUAUUGCUGCCGCGUACUCGCCAUUUUUUGGUCGAGAACUCAACCCUGAUACAGAAGUGGCAAUCACUACAGGUGCCAAUGAGGGCAUGUUGAGUGCCUUCAUGGGAUUUAUUGAAGAAGGAGAUGAAGUCAUUAUUUUUGAGCCGUUCUUCGAUCAAUAUAUAAGCAAUAUUGAGAUGCCGGGAGGAACAAUAAGAUUUGUUCCUUUACAUCCCCCCAAAGAUGGUGCGUCGAGGACUUCUUCGGCUGCGGAAUGGACAAUAGAUUUCGACGAGCUUGAGAGAACCAUCAACUCCAAAACGAGAAUGAUUGUUCUUAACACACCCCAUAACCCAAUCGGUAAAGUCUUUUCGCGGGUGGAGCUUGAAAAAGUAGCUGCGCUUUGUGUUAAGCACAACAUUAUAAUACUCUCUGAUGAGGUUUAUGAUCGUCUUUACUACGUCCCAUUUACGCGCAUAGCUACCUUGUCUCCCGAGGUUGCCGCGCUCACGCUGACGGUCGGGUCAGCGGGAAAGAAUUUCUACGCAACCGGCUGGAGAGUUGGUUACCUUAUUGGCCCCGAGCAUCUUAUAAAGUAUGUUGCAGCAGCACAUACUAGAAUUUGUUACAGCAGCGUCGCACCGUUGCAAGCAGCUGCAGCAGUUGGUUUCGAGAAAGCAGACGAAGUUGGAUUCUGGGACCAGAGCAGAGCAGAAAUGAGAGCAAAAAUGGACAAGUUCUGCGAAGUGUUUGAUGAGCUCGGUAUUCCUUAUUCUGAUCCAGAGGGGGGAUAUUUUGUCCUUGCAAACAUGGCUACCGUCAAGUUUCCGGAAGAUUACCUUUUUCCUCCACAUGUUGCAAACCGUCCCCGCGAUUUUAAACUGUCCUGGUUCCUUAUUCAAGAGGUCGGUGUUGCCGCUAUCCCGCCGACAGAGUUCUAUACGGACGCGAAUGCCCAUAUCGCUGAGGAUUAUCUGCGAUUUGCCGUGUGCAAAAAUGAUGACGUUCUGGAGACUGCAAAAGAGCGCUUGCGUGGGCUUAAGAAGUACAUCGUCCGUUCAUAAUUUUCGGAUGCAAAUACUUUCGGGAUCGGAAGGCUAAAUAAAAACCUUAAUUUUUUGAAAACUUAAUCUACAUCGGUUUGCGUAUUUACCGAGUUGCUAAAAGAUUUUUUUUAGGUUAUAGAAUGUUUUUUUCUGAGCUAUGUCACCCUUCAUAGAAUUUCAUGGGCAUAUCUAACCACAUUGCGUGUAAUUAUUUAAUUUUCUACUC
Messenger RNA from Histoplasma capsulatum G186AR, 1666 nucleotides. RefSeq names its product aminotransferase class I and II. The record is from RefSeq and is a predicted model, not a curated record. Gene Ontology annotation, cellular component: cytoplasm; mitochondrion. NCBI's taxonomy places the organism in Eukaryota, Fungi, Ascomycota, Eurotiomycetes, Onygenales, Ajellomycetaceae. Bases 73 to 1458 code for a protein of 461 amino acids. Gene Ontology annotation, biological process: biosynthetic process. Gene Ontology annotation, molecular function: L-kynurenine:2-oxoglutarate transaminase activity; pyridoxal phosphate binding. The transcript is spliced from 9 exons.